Molecule: messenger RNA, 2120 nt
Organism: Scatophagus argus
Lineage: Eukaryota; Metazoa; Chordata; Actinopteri; Scatophagidae
Gene: rs1a
Product: retinoschisin 1a
Exons: 8
Coding region: 522-1220 (232 amino acids)
Source: RefSeq, a predicted model, not a curated record
CGAAGGUGUUUCUAAAUUACCUGAGACAUACUGUAUCUUUGGCAGCCAUUUCUUGUUUCUUACUGUUGUAUUUGUGAGAAGCUGAUUCAUCACUUGAGUACUACUACUCUGAGUAGAGUACUUCACAUUUUUUCCCUUCCUUUUGUCACUUUUUUUAGCCAUCUUUGUGUUGCAGCUUGACUACCGAGAAACCUUUUUAGAAAUAAUUUAUUUAUCAAACUUGAGCUAUUUGGAAACCUUGUUUAUUUUUCAUUUCUACCUUAUUUAUUUAGGCUAUUUGUUUUCUUUAUUUCUUCUUUACAUUUUCAUAUUAACAGGAUGAUGUAGAUGGCAAAUGCAGCAGACAUACGAGGAGAGCCAUAAACCCUUCUGUUCAAUUAUAUGGAUCACAAGGCCCAGUGAUUUUUGACUUGACCCCAGUGAUUUCCAGAAUGAGUGGUGGAGCUAAGGGGUUGUUGGUACUGAUGGGUGAACAGCUGUAGGAGGGGCUUUGUCAGAUAAGGACGGCAUUAGGUUGGAAGAUGGCUCUCAACGUGCAGCGUUUCCUGCUGGCCCUGCUUCUGCUGGGAGCUAACGAGUUCAUCAGCAUUCGUGCUCAAGAGGCGGGAGUGUCUGAAGCGUGGACCAGCAGGUCUUGCAAAUGUGACUGCGAAGGAGGGGAAACCCCGACUGAGUUUUCCUCCACUGGGACGGGCUCUUCCAUGGUGCGAGGAGUGGACUGCAUGCCCGAGUGUCCAUACCACAGGCCUCUGGGCUUUGAGGCCGGAUCAGUGAGUCCAGACCAGAUCACCUGUUCCAACCAGGACCAGUACACCGGCUGGUUCUCCUCAUGGGUCCCGAGCAAGGCCAGGCUCAACAGCCAGGGCUUCGGGUGUGCCUGGCUGUCUAAGUUUCAGGACAACAGUCAGUGGCUGCAGAUUGAUCUGAGGGACGUGAUGGUGGUGUCGGGGAUCCUCAGUCAGGGCCGCUGUGACGCUGACGAGUGGGUCACCAAGUACAGCGUUCAGUACCGCACAGAUGAAAAACUCAACUGGAUCUAUUACAAAGACCAGACUGGAAACAACAGGGUGUUUUACGGAAACUCGGACCGCUCUUCGUCCGUGCAGAACCUCCUGCGGCCGCCCAUCGUGGCUCGUUACAUCCGCAUCCUCCCCCUCGGGUGGCACACACGCAUCGCCCUGCGCAUGGAGCUGCUGCUCUGCAUGAACAAGUGCACCUGAACGUCUUUUCCCGCUGUCCCCAACAUCUUGUCCCAAAACUCCCAAACCUUCGCCUACACCUAAAGCCCGCAUCGUCAGAGCGUGUGCUCCGCUGAUUUAUCCACAGAUUUGGCCCCUUACUGCUACAUGUGUAAAACCACAAGCUGAGCUUUGAAAUAUGAGCAAAACAGUUUGACUUGUGCGAUUUCAUUAAAAUAUUUGUUUGAUAUGCCCAAUGAGCUUUCAUUCACUCCUCCCUCCAUUGUGUGUGUUGAACCAGUCUCACUCUAUAGCCUUUAAUUUGGUGAGUUCUCAACAGAUUGUUCCAUUUGCAGUGAAAUGGCAUAAAUUCAAAGCAAUAAUUAGGCACUGAGAGGGAGACGCAGCGUUGCUAUGGAGGUGGUAUCCACCUAUAGGAGACAAGCUCUCGUCUUCGUGUGACAGGUCUAUGAAUUAUGUCCACUUCUCUGGAUAUUUAAUGGCAAGCAGGGAACUUACACUUCCACACCUGCCAGUCAGUCUCUGUUUUUGCUUUUUUGUUUUUUAAGGAUAAGGUUGCUGAUAUUCUACAUUUUAAAUUUUCCUGACAACAAAUCUAAUGAAAAGAAUCAAAUCCAACAAUGUUCAAUGUUCACAAACAGGUAUUUGUUUGUAUGGUCAAAGCCUGGUGGAUCUUAUUCCUUUAUUUUGAAUAUAUUCAUUUUUAGUCCGAGCAAAGGCCACUAAAAAUAUUUCAUUACAAUGAAUCUGGGCACUGUGGUUUACCUUGAGUCACCAUCCUGCCACUUUAAAAAUACUGGCGGUCAUUAAGUGUUAAGUGUUUGUUGAUCUGCAGAUGACAAUAGUCCCAAAAGAAUGCACUAUUUCCUCCCGUUUGAGUAAUGUUUGCAAGAACAGAAAGUACCAAGCCUCUCCUUAAAU